AUGUCCGGAGAAGCAUGGCUAUACCUCCUGGCGGUCCUUAUCAAUGCGGUCAACCUCUUCCUACAGGUCUUCUUCACAAUCAUGUACAGUGAUCUAGAAUGCGACUAUAUCAAUCCUAUUGACCUCUGCAACCGCCUAAACUCCUACAUUAUCCCUGAAGCCGCAGUCCAUGCCUUCAUAACCUUCUUGUUUGUUAUUAAUGGAUACUGGCUUACAAUCGCAUUCAACCUGCCGCUUCUCGCAUACAAUGCAAAGAAGUAUGUCCUCCCCCGCACCCGGCUUGAUGAUCACACAACAAACCGACCACCCCCCUUAUAUACCCACCUGUCGGCCAUUUGGGGACCUCCAAACUAA
Molecule: messenger RNA, 354 nt
Organism: Nannizzia gypsea CBS 118893
Lineage: Eukaryota; Fungi; Ascomycota; Eurotiomycetes; Onygenales; Arthrodermataceae
Product: ER-derived vesicles protein ERV14
Exons: 2
Coding region: 1-354 (117 amino acids)
Biological process (GO): endoplasmic reticulum to Golgi vesicle-mediated transport
Cellular component (GO): endoplasmic reticulum membrane; COPII-coated ER to Golgi transport vesicle
Source: RefSeq, a predicted model, not a curated record